This is a messenger RNA of Exophiala dermatitidis NIH/UT8656, 1836 nucleotides long. RefSeq lists its product as uncharacterized. Bases 1 to 1836 code for a protein of 611 amino acids. The record is from RefSeq and is a predicted model, not a curated record. NCBI's taxonomy places the organism in Eukaryota, Fungi, Ascomycota, Eurotiomycetes, Chaetothyriales, Herpotrichiellaceae. The transcript has 2 exons.
AUGUUUAUGCUGGAAUCACCUCCGUCGAGGAAACGUCGACGUGUCGCGACCUCAUCCGUGGAUCUUGAGCGGUCGCUCAUUGCCAAAAAACAGAGAUUGACACCUGAUGAGAAGCUGUCGCAGAAUCAUAAACGCCGCGCCUGCUUUUGGGAUACCCUUUCCAAGAUUCGAUUAACCCGGGGUGCGCUGAAGGAGUUCGAUCGUAGGUGCAGGCAAGAAAAGAGUCCGUUGUGCCUCACAAAUGCCCAAACCCAGACCCUUGACUAUCCAGAAGGGCAAAAACUACAACAGCUCAGGAGCUUCGCUCGAGUUGGCGGGCCGGAUCUGUCACACCUUCGAGGAUUUUCCGAGUUGCCUCUUCCUGUUUCCGAGGCGAUGAGCCCUUACUCCUCAGGGCAAAGUCGAAAGCGGUCUUCAGCCUCGUCGAGACCUAGUGGCUCCAAGACAAGCACGUACAGCCGCAAUUUUGAGCAAAAAUUGAUUGAUAAUGGCAUCUAUCCCCCUGGCCACGAACAUCAGAAUGGACGUCCACCACAAGAUCCGGCCAAUAUUGAUGACAUUCGGGCUAGACUUUCCCUCCCGCGAGCAUCUCUCUCACCGUCGCGAUUUACAGACGCAGAUUAUUUAGCCUUCAAACGAGAGAAUAACAGGGCCGAAAGGGAGACUACAACGUUGUUCAAGGUGCUUCCCUUCGUCGCCGGCAACGAAAUAAGUCAUCGGGUUGAGGCCGACCUCCCACUAAAGGAUCUUGCACCAUUCGACAAAGGUCUCAGUGAGCUCAAGCCAGACUUGUACCACGGAGCCAGUGCCUCUGCUAUUCAUCCCCGUGUACGCACAGAUCUGGGAAAAUAUAUCAUUCCGUCUAAGGCCGACACUAGCCGUCCGGCUGUCCCCAAUUUCUUUUUCGAGGGCAAGAGCGCCCAAGGACGAGCAGAUGUGGCGACAAGACAAGCCCUGGUUGAUGGAGCCACAGGCGCUCGAGCCAUCCACCAACUCCAGAAUUACAAAGCCAAAGAGCCUGUGUACGAUAACAAUGCAUACUGCUUCAGCAGCACCUACCAUCCUGCUACUGGCGCGCUUCAGAUCUAUGCCACUCAUCCCACGCAACCACUGACGGCCGGCGGUACAGCAGAGUAUCAUAUGAACAAAAUACGUGGGUUUGAUAUAACCGACAGCAAGAAGACGUUCAUUGAAGGGGCUACUACAUACCGCAACGCUCGUGACCUGGCAAAGACGUACCGGCAUACCUUCAUUGAACAGGCCAACCAACGGGCCAGCCAACUGCCACCUUCCACGAACAAAAAUCUUUCCCAGUCGACACUUUUGACCAGGGCUUCUGACACUUCCGAAGACGAGCUGGCUCGUAAUGAAGUGACCCCAAUCCGACGCACAGGACGGUCAUCACGAGGGCAGAGCCUCGUCACUCAGUUCGAUCGAAAACCUGGCCGCCCAGCCACGACAAGUACGGAGCGACGUCCCUCAGGGUCAACCUUCGUAGCUGGCUCCUCCGAGACCUCUGAAGACGAAUUAGCCAGGAACGAGGCCGUCAAGCGUCCGCGACCUGAUCCGCCACAGUGCGAGAACAAGCAGGAUACUGCGUGCUCUGUUGGACCUUCUAGAAAGGCAAAAGAUCCGGUACCACGCCAUGCUGUUGAGGUCUCUCCUGAGCGCAUGCGCCAUGGGGAUGCAUGUGGAUGGCUUGUUCACCACCAGGAUGAACUAGUGUUCGUCCCCGAUUCCCGGUGGACCUUGUGUGAGAAGGACGGAAAGGAUGUCUUUUAUUAUUCGUCUCUCAAAGUUUUCAUUUAUGUCGACAUGAUCACGGACGGGCGAUGA